AUGGGUAUGGAAAGCUGGCACGACAUCCAGGCCGCCGCCUCGGCUCUUCAGAUUGAAGGGCUGUCACAUAGCAUCGGCAGCAACUCGCCGACCGGCACUUUCCUCGAGGUCCUGUCCCUGCCCAGCUCCAGCAAUGGUGAGGGCUGGUCAAUGGUUGUCGAGCAGGGUUCUGGAGCCGGAUUCGACCACUUCCAGCAAGCCCAAUCCAAUGCGGCUAUUUUCAACCCUGGCCAGACUCUGCACUUGAGAACCAAUUCGGACUCGUCAGACGGCGCCAACUCUUUUGAGCUUGGCAGCUAUGAGGAGAUUGCCCCGUUCCCCAUCUCGCCCUUUUCGCCCGAGUCCGAUGGAUAUGUCGAUGCCGGAUCGCACCGCAACUGCUUCGGAGACAACCACAACCAUAGCCACGCCCACAACCACGCUCAUGCUCACACUCAUGCUCACAACCACGAUACAGUCAGCCCUGCAGCUGCCGUCCCUCCCAUGCCGAUCAAGAGCUCGACUACGCCGCCCCGCCCGACGCCCGCCAGCGGCUCCGGCGCCACGUCUCCCCCCAUUCUCACCACCGCCCGGAGAAACUCGGGCCAGAGACGGAGCCCCGUCACCGGCAAGGCUACCAAGGCUGUCAUCCGUCGCACUUCAACUGGUAAGAAGGACGGCACCGAAGUGAAGAAGGUUGGCCGCAGGAAGGGCCCUCUUCUUCCCGAGCAGCGUAAGCAGGCCAGCGAGAUCAGAAAGCUUCGUGCCUGCCUGCGUUGCAAGUUCUUGAAGAAGACCUGUGACAAGGGUGAGCCGUGUGCUGGUUGCCAGCCGUCUCACGCCAGACUCUGGCAGGUUCCUUGCACUCGCAUUGACAUCAAGGACAUCGGCUACUUCAUGAAGGACUGGAAGGCCGACUACGAACGCCACCUUGGUCGGGGUGUCUCCGUCUACAAUGUCAAGGGCUUCGCUCAGAACGAGACGGUCAUGUGGAUCACCCACGGCUACGGCUUUGCCCUUCCCGUCUACGUCCGCGAGGUUUACGUUGCCGACGAGAGCUGCUUCCAGGUUGACUGGGUUGAGUCUUGCCUGACCGACCAGGAGCCCAUUGACUUUGAGCUUCGCACCGAGAGGCUCGAUGUCGGCGCCAAGGGUGUUUCCGUUGAGGCUCUCUCCGACUACCUUGAUAAGCACAUCGAUGGUGGCUUUGAGGACUUCAUCGAGGACCACUUCGAGGGCACUCCCUUCAUCACAGAGAUCCUGAAGACGGCCCACCGCUACUACGUCAAGGAGCGUAUGCCCGUCAUUCGCAAGGCCCUCAAGCUGGUGCUCGCUUACAACCUCACCCUGCACAUCACCAUGGUUGAGAGCCAAGGCGAGGAGAUUCCCCUCGACGGCCAGAUUGACGACGAGGACUCCAAGUUCUACGGCAAGACUGUCGCCCCUGUCAUGAUCAACUUCCAGAUUAAGUGCGCCAUGGCCGACAUGUGGCGAGAGCUGCAGAAGGAGAUUCUCGAGGAGCUGUCUGCUUUGUACUCGAGCGUCUACAGCGGAGAGCGUCUCAAGAACUGGCCCACCAUCUUCAUGCUGGCCUCCAUUCUCCUUGCUGUUUGGGAGGAGAUGCAGUUCGACUGCCACUACCGCGUGCCUGACCCGGCUGCCGUUAACAAGUUCUGCAACGACAUGGAGACCACUCCCGUCGGUGUCAUUGUCGGCCUCUUCCACGCCAUCUCCCAGAAGCUUCCUGCCUUCAUGGACUGGGACACCGCCAAGCACGGCCACCUCCUGAACAACAACGUCGCUGUCUGCGAAGCCAUGACUGAAGUUCGUCAGCAUGUUAUCAAGCACGAGGCAUACCUGCGCACACGCCCUGAUGCCAGCUUCGACCGCAACGACUUUGACUGCCUGUCCAACAAGUUCCUGUCGAAGCUCGUUAUCCGGGCCAACUAA
Molecule: messenger RNA, 1929 nt
Organism: Colletotrichum spaethianum
Lineage: Eukaryota; Fungi; Ascomycota; Sordariomycetes; Glomerellales; Glomerellaceae
Product: satratoxin biosynthesis SC3 cluster transcription factor SAT20
Exons: 2
Coding region: 1-1929 (642 amino acids)
Biological process (GO): regulation of DNA-templated transcription
Molecular function (GO): DNA-binding transcription factor activity, RNA polymerase II-specific; zinc ion binding
Source: RefSeq, a predicted model, not a curated record